AUGUUGAGAAAACAGAUGAGUCAGGGAAUAGUAAAAUUGUCAAUUGUAUUGUAUUCCUUCAGAAGUAUCUCAUGGAAUAGAGUCAUCUCUCAAAAGAAAACCAUUUACGAUCCAGGUAAAUCAGCGGAAGAACCAUGGUCUCACUCGAUGCCAUCACUCCAGAUUGUUUCCACAAAAGAUAAGACAGAAUCAUCUACAAAGCAAUCGACACAAAGCUUGGCAUCCUUAA
Funneliformis geosporum is the source of this 229-nucleotide messenger RNA. The record is from the annotation of a GenBank genome assembly. Lineage: Eukaryota; Fungi; Glomeromycota; Glomeromycetes; Glomerales; Glomeraceae.